Messenger RNA from Chrysochloris asiatica (Cape golden mole), 1392 nucleotides. RefSeq names its product HLA class I histocompatibility antigen, A-36 alpha chain-like. Lineage: Eukaryota; Metazoa; Chordata; Mammalia; Afrosoricida; Chrysochloridae. Gene Ontology annotation, molecular function: signaling receptor binding; peptide antigen binding. The transcript has 9 exons. Bases 4 to 1392 code for a protein of 462 amino acids. The record is from RefSeq and is a predicted model, not a curated record. Gene Ontology annotation, biological process: positive regulation of T cell mediated cytotoxicity; antigen processing and presentation of endogenous peptide antigen via MHC class I via ER pathway, TAP-independent; antigen processing and presentation of endogenous peptide antigen via MHC class Ib. Gene Ontology annotation, cellular component: external side of plasma membrane.
GCUAUGGCGUGCUGGAUCCUACCGCUGCUCUCGGGGGCCUUGGUCCUGACCCAGACCCGCGCGGGUUCCCACUCCCUGCGGUAUUUCCUCACCGCUGUGUCCCGGCCUGGUCAAGGGGAGCCGCGCUUCAUCGGCGUUGGCUACAUGGACGACCUGCAGUUGGGACGGUUCGACAGCGACGCCCCAAAUCCGAAAGCGGAGUCGCGGUUACCUUGGAUGGAGCGGAUGGAGCCGGGAUUUUGGGAGGAGCAGACAUGGGUCGCCAAACACCACGUACAGACUUACCGAGAGUACCUGGAACUCCUGCGUGGAUACUACAACCUGAGCGAGACCGAGUCUCACACCUACCAGGGUAUGUAUGGUUGCGAUGUGGAUCCGGAUCGCCGCCUCCUCCGUGCGUACAAUCAGCGAGCUUACGAUGGUGCCGAUUACAUCGCCCUGAAUGAGGACCUGCGUACCUGGACGGCGGCGGACACAGCCGCUCAGAUCACCAAGCGCAAAUGGGAGGAGACCGGUUUGGCGGAUCUCUACAAGGCUUACUACGUGGAGGACAGGUUCCUUGACUGGAUUCGUAGAUGUCUGGAGAUGGGAAAGGAGACACUUUUGCGCACAGACCCUCCAAAGACACAUGUUACUCACCACCCCAUCUCUGACCGUGAGGUCACACUGAGGUGCUGGGCCCUGGGCUUCUACCCUUCUGCUAUUACCCUUACCUGGCACCUGGAUGGAGAGGAACAGACCCAGGACACAGAGCUUGUGGAGACCAGGCCAUCAGGGGAUGGGACCUUCCAGAAGUGGGCAGCUGUGGUGGUUCCUGCUGGAAAGGAAGAGAGAUACACAUGCCAUGUGCAGCACGAGGGGCUCUCUGAGCCCCGCAUUCUAAGAUGGAAACUGUCUUCUCAGCCUUCCACCCCUAUGAAGGAAGUCAUUUCUAUCCCGGUUGUCAUGGGAAUUGUGGUCACUGUAAUUAUCAUUGGAGCUGUGAUUUGGAGGAAGAAGAGCUCAGAUCCUGUUUUUGUUCAUCUCCAGAUAUUGACAAUGCCUAGGGCUCUGAUACGUCUCUCAUUGCUUCUAAAGGCUGCUGCCCACCCUCGCUCACUCAAGCUCUCCAACCACCGCCCGUUGCCCUCCUUUGGUUCUCUUAUUAGUCUGCUGCCACCUCUUCAGCAACCCGCUGCCAUUUCGAGCUUGGGACUCUCGGAGUGGCCGUCCAUGAGCUUGUGGCAAGAUCUGUUUGCUCUCAUAGUCUUCAGCAAGGAUCAGUUCCCAGAGGUGUAUGUGCCCACAGUGUUUAAGAACUAUGUGGCAGAUAUUGAAGUGGAUGGAAAGCAGCUUUAUAUAGAUUUUUUUCCCGGGAUCUUUAUGAUGUUUGCCUUUGGUUUUCAGUCUUGA